AGAAUUGGUUCAGGUGUUGAAGUAGAAGGUGAUGCUUACACACAAAAUACUGAUCCAGCAACUUUAAUUGUCUCAUUUUUCAAACUUUUACCAUCAGCGCCGUAUAAGGUUGUUGAAACAGAUUAUGAAAACUAUUCAGUUAUUUACUCAUGUUCAAAAUUUGGCUUUGUGAAAUCAGAAUUGGCGUGGAUAUUAACUAGAACUCCAGAAGGUUUAGAAGCUAGUGAACUCAAUAGACUAUACAGAAGAUUGAGAUCCUAUGGUAUCAAUACAGAUCAUUUUGAUACCAUUACUCAAACAGAUUGUCCUAUCUAA
Messenger RNA from Lottia gigantea (owl limpet), 315 nucleotides. RefSeq lists its product as hypothetical. Lineage: Eukaryota; Metazoa; Mollusca; Gastropoda; Lottiidae. The record is from RefSeq and is a predicted model, not a curated record. The transcript is spliced from 3 exons. The annotation marks the transcript as partial.